Messenger RNA from Gavialis gangeticus (Gharial), 4600 nucleotides. RefSeq names its product threonine synthase like 1 (gene THNSL1). The transcript has 2 exons. Gene Ontology annotation, cellular component: cytoplasm. Lineage: Eukaryota; Metazoa; Chordata; Crocodylia; Gavialidae. The coding region runs from base 1641 to 3863 and encodes 740 amino acids. The record is from RefSeq and is a predicted model, not a curated record.
CUCCAGAAGUCAUCUAGUCCAGCCCCUUGCCUGAGGCAGGAUCAUCCCUAUCCAAACCAUCUCAUACAAACCAUAAUUUAAACUGUACAUAAAGGUGUUAAAGGUGGCUGCUUUGAUUUGUGAAAUAAUAGAUACCAGAGGUUUGGAGACUGAUCUUUUCAAUGAUAAUGAGCCCGGAAGAUGGAAGAAAGAAUGACAGGAACAUGGAUACUGCAGAAUUUCACUCCAAGAACCAAUGUGGAUCUAGUUGCUACUUCUGCACUUAUAGCCACAUAAGUUCAGAUCUGGAUGGUGCUUUAGUGCAGAUGGAACUAGUUGAGUACAGAGUUUAAAAGAUUAUUGUGAUCCUGGGAUAUACACUCAGGAAUCUCUGGUAGAAGUUAGGAAGGCUGCAUUUGUGCGGGUGCAACUCUUACUGGAAUACUGUGCACAAUUCUUCUAUCCUUAGUCUGAGAGUUGCAAGAAUGGAGAAAGUGCAGAGAAUACUCAUGAGAUUGAUUCAAGGAUUGGAAAACGUGAUAUGUAGUGAAUGAUUCAAGGAAGUUAGUUUAUUUAAUUUAUCCUGCUAAUACAGAAAAAGAGCAAAACACCUCUUUUUAUCAGAAGUUGAUUGGCAGUGUAGGUUAUAUAAAGGGUACAAAACAAGUUGUUUAAAAAUUAAUAAAGUGUUUCAGUGUAACAUGAGAUGCAAGCAGUCAGAAUUCCAGCUACCAGAAUGAAUCCCUAAAAUCUAGUUAUUAGGAACGACUGUGUCCAUUUUUGGUUUUGAAUCAUUAAACCUGUUCAAAAACAACCCACCUAUCUUGGGCAACCCUGGCUUAUUUUAGCAAGUAACAAUUACUUUUUAAAAACAUUGCCAUUUUUGUAGGUUUAGAUGACUUGGUUUUAGGCUUGAUAUUCUAACUGUGUACAGGCUGUGGAUAACUUUAAAAAAGUAAUCCUGUUAAGUUAGUUAACAACUUUACCUGGAAAAUGUUUAGAGAUUGUUUUGUUUAUUUGGGUAUUUUUGUUUUUGACAGUUCUAAUAUUUUAUUCUAGGGAUAGUCGACUCUUGUGGUAGUUACUAUAAUACCCAGUAAGGCUACAGUCUUUCAGGGAAUUAAUUUCCAUGCAAGUCAUUUGUAGCCAACAAUAUGCAAGCAAUGAUGUUUUGACUUCUUGAGCUUAUAGAGCAGAAAAAGUUUGCUUUCCAUAAAAUCAUGCAACAAUACUGGUUAUUUUAAAUAAUAAGCAUUUUUUAGCUAUUAAGUAGAAAAUAAUAAAGUGACAGACUUAUUUUCCAGCAUAAAAUGGAAAGUGGUCCUGAAGGGCUGCUUCUGUGCAGAUUUUUGCUGGUCAUUUCCUCUCUUGUGCAGAUUUUGACUGCCCCCUUGAACACUACACGCCAUUCCUGUUCUGUAGUUCAUGUUGACACUGGCAUUGAUUUCCCAGAGCAAACAAAAUAGCUCGUUGUUCGGAACUGCUUGAUUUAUCAGCAUUGGAGAGCCCCCUAGCCCAAUGACUGUUUUGAGAAUAGAGUCUGUUCACAUUAUUCUCUCUCCAAUUUCACUCAAUCCAUGUCAACUGCAGACGAAAUAGGAUUCCAUUUUAGGACACUUGAGUCACUUGUAAAAUUGUCUUGAAAAAUCAGAGAAAAGAAGAUGUAUCACAUUGUUCAAUAUCAGCAUCUGAAACUAAUAACCCAGAACACUGUUUCUAAGGUGCAUUUAAAGUUGAUUUUUCCAAGGACCCUGGCAUUUGCACACCUGGGAAGGUCAUGGAUCUCAAAUCACUGUCAUGCUGCAGAUCAGAAUAUUGUCCUGAUGGGACCUCCUGGUGCUGGGAAAACAACAGUAGGGAGAAUAGUAGGUCAAAAACUGGGCUGUCCUGUCAUAGAUGUAGACAACGAUGUCCUUGAAAAAACCUGGAAUAUGAGUGUGUCAGAAAAAUUGCAGGAUAUUGGUAAUGAACAAUUUUUAGAAGAGGAAGGAAAAGCCCUGUUAAAGUUUUCAGCAUCUGGAAGUGUAAUUUCCCUUACUGGAUCCAAUCCAAUGCAUGCUGCAAGUAUGCAGCACGUGAAGAAAAAUGGGUUAGUUGUGUAUCUGGAUGUACCCACAAGAGACAUAAUAGAUAGACUGGAAUUCCUAAAACUGGAUCGUAUUGUGGGUCAGGGGCCUCAAAUUUCCAUGAGAGACAUACUUCAGUAUAGGAAACAGUUUUAUAAAAAGUGGUAUGAUAUCCGGGUUCUUUGUGAAAGUGGGAUUACAGCAGAGGCUAUAGCAGAUAAAGUACUUGACGCAGUGAAGAGGUAUCAAGACUCAGAAGCAGAAACUUUUAUUUCAACCAGAUAUGUAAAGUCUGAAAAAUGCGAUCAAAAAGACCCUGCUAAAUAUUUCAGUGAUGUUGUGAUUGAGGGCUUGGCAUCUGAUGGUGGACUCUUUGUUCCUGUGAAGGGGCUUCCAAAAUUAACUGCUGGAGAAUGGCAAAGCUUAGUAGAAGCAACCUAUGUUGAAAGAGCCCAGAUUAUAUUGGAAAAAUGUAUACAUCCUGCUGAUAUACCUGCUUCAACACUGGGUGCAAUUGUUGAGAUUGCUUAUGGAGAGAAUUUUACCUGUUCUAAAAUUGCCCCUAUUAGGCACUUGUCAGGCAACCAGUUUCUCCUUGAGUUGUUUCAUGGACCAACAGCCUCAUUUAAGGAUUUUGCAUCACAGCUGUUACCUCAUAUCUUUGCUUACUGUGUUCCCAGAAACUGCAAUUAUUUGGUCCUAACAGCUACAUCUGGAGACACAGGGAGUGCUGUCUUAGAUGGUUUUAGUCGUCUUAACGAUGCUGACAAGCAAAGAAUUGUUGUGGCCAGUCUCUUUCCUGAGGAUGGAGUGAGCCAGAUUCAAAAAUCUCAGAUGAUUGGCUGCCAAAGAGGAAAUGGAUGGGCAAUAGGUGUCAAAUCUGACUUUGAUUUUUGCCAGAUGGCUAUAAAACAAAUAUUUACCAAUUCUGAUUAUACUGGCUUUCUUACUGCAGAAUAUGGAACAGCUUUAAGUGCAGCAAACUCUAUAAACUGGGCUCGACUACUGCCUCAAGUGAUUUAUCAUGCCUCUGCCUACCUUGACCUCGUUCAUCAAAGUAUUAUUGCUUUUGGGAACCCAGUAGAUGUGUGUGUUCCUACUGGAAACUUUGGCAACAUAUUAGCAGCCUUGUAUGCAAAAAAGAUGGGAAUACCUAUCAGGAAAUGUAUUUGUGCUUCUAAUGAAAAUAACAUUUUGACCAAUUUCAUGAGAACAGGCCUUUAUGACUUAAGGGGCAGAAGACUAAUACGUACUUUGUCACCAGCAAUAGAUAUUUUGAAGUCUUCCAACCUCGAACGACAUUUGCAUCUGAUUGCUAAUGGUGAUGGACAGCUGGUGACACUAUUGUUUAAUCAGCUGGAAAAUCAAAGCCACUUUCAGUUGCAGAAUGAGCUACUUGAGAAGCUUCAGCAGGACCUGGUGGCUGGGUGGUGUUCUGAAGAGGACUGUUUAACUGCUAUUCACUCUGUAUACAGUACUACUGGGUAUAUUUUGGACACACACACAGCUGUUGCUAAAGUCGUUGCAGAUCGAUUACAGGAUAGAACCUGCCCAGUUAUCAUUUCAUCUACAGCUCAUUAUUCCAAGUUUGCACCUGCUAUUUUGCGGGCUCUGAGGAUUGCAGAAAUAAAACAGAAUCCAUUAAGUCAGCUUCACUUGCUGAGUUCUUACAGCCCUUUGCCUCCAGUCCACCGAGGCCUGUUAGAGACAUUGAAAAAGAAUGAGAUGCAGAAACAUCAGGUCUGCGCUGCUGAUGUUAAUGUCCUUAUGGCACAUAUAGAAACCUUAAUACAAAACCGCUUCAUGAAAGUUUCCUAAGUAAACUCACUAGGCAUUUUCUAUGUCAAUUUAAAUAUUUUCUUCAACAAAGAUGCAUGUUUUAAUAAAAGCAUCAUUCACAAGACCUGUGCCCAGUUUACAUUCAGAACACAUGUUCGCGUUUUCAUUUUUAGCUUAACAUUGCUUGUUAAAAAUGUUCAAUGCAUGUGAGAAUUUGAAUCCUGGUGAAGGUUCUGAAAUGAUAGCCCAAGAUACUGAUGUGCCUUUUUCCAGAACAAGUAGGCUAAGGACAGCAGCAGUGCCAGCUUCUCCAGGCAAUCCUUCUACUGUUCCUUGGCCUUGACCUGGAAGGAAGAAGGACUGCUAAGAAGAAAAGAAAAGACAGCUGCUGGCACCUCUGAGAACAAGUGCAAUGAGUUGUAUUUUUGUUGUGUAUGUAGUUUGUGAUGUGAAUGCUUGUCUACUGGGAAUUUUUGCUAAACCCUUAAACUCAUUUCACAGAGCACUGAAAAGCUGUCAGAUCUAGUAAUAUAUGAAGACUGUUACUAAUAUAGUAUACAUUAAUAUUGCAAACCUUGAAGUGAAAUUAUCUACAUCCCUUGAGCCAUACAAUCACACAGUUCUUUAAUAUGUUCUCUUACUUUAUAUUGUCUUUGUAUUGACUGUAGCUGGAGUUUUAUAUAAAAAUCUUGCUCUUCAUCAAACAUCAAGGGUUUCAAACCAACAGUUUGUAUUUUUUUGUGUGAAAUAAAAACCUUCACUCUAUAUCUUUUUAA